AUAACUACAGGCUACAACUUGGAGGAUGAUCGCUGUGAAUGUGUGGCUCUGCAAGACUACAAGGAGAACGAACAGAUUUAUAUCUUCUACGGGACGCGGUCCAAUGCAGAGUUUGUCAUCCACAACGGCUUCUUCUUUCAAGACAAUGCUCACGACAGAGUGAAGAUCAAGCUCGGCGUCAGUAAGAGUGAGCGUCUCUACGCCAUGAAGGCCGAGGUCCUGGCACGGGCCGGCAUCCCGUCCUCCUGCGUCUUUGCGCUGCACUGUAACGAGCCCCCGAUAUCUGCUCAGCUUCUGGCCUUCCUGAGAGUCUUCUGUAUGACAGAAGAGGAACUAAAGGACUACCUGCUCGGAGAUGGAGCUAUCAACAAGAUCUUCACUCUGGGGAACAGCGAGUUCCCCGUCAGCUGGGAGAAUGAGAUCAAACUGUGGACUUUCCUAGAGAACCGAGCUUCUCUGCUGCUGAAAACCUACAAGACCACAUCAGAGGAUGAUCGAUCUUUUUUGGAGAAACCGGAUCUCUCCCUUCACUCCCGUUUGGCGGUGCAGCUCCGCCUGGCUGAGAAGCAGAUCCUGGAAAAAGUGUCAGCCAGCGGUCGGGAGAAACGACUUCACUUCCAGAAAAAGCUGGAGGAAGGUGCUCCGCUGCCACACUUCGAGGAGAGUGACAUUGCUUUGCUGGAAAACAGCGACACGGAUGCAAAGCUUCCCAUUAUCCUGCGCAAGCUAGAGGAGGUAGAGGAAAGAGAUGGGCUGCAGGUGGAGGAGGAGCCCCUGCUGAAUGGGGAGAAGGUGGGCUAUGGAACGGUGGAGAGUCAGGAGGUCAGCAAAGACCAGACGGAAGACGAGUCUGAACUGAGUGCCAAUCGAACUGAAGAUAUCCCCAAAGAGAACAGUGAAUAACUGACCCCCCUCACUGCCACAGCUCAAGCUAUUUAUUUAUUUUCUGUCUCUAAAUGAGUCAAAAAUGUAGAAGCUGUAAAAUAUGAACCGUAUGUUCAUCCAGCGUGGCUUCCUGCUGAACUCUCUCAGCCUUGUUUCAGGAGAGGUUCAGUUUAAAAUAGGCUUCUGGUGAUGUUUGAAACAAGAAAACAGUCGAAGGCCUGCAGCCGAGGAGAAGCUGAAAACCACACCGUGGAUUUCAGUGGUUUGUUCUCUUAUCUUGAUGUUAUUUUUCCUGGAUCAAGAAUCUCUCCUGUUAGGUGAAUUACCUGCUUUAUCCCGGCAGUGCGUCUCCAUGUAUAUUCUCUGUUGACAAUCAUUGAUUGGCUGUUUGUGAAUGACACCAUCCCUGCCCUGUCUGGUUUUCUUCUGACUAAAAUGAAAGAUUUUCUUUAUUUGAAACAUAUCUGUGUGAAUGUAUUGAGUUGCAGCGGUGAUCCAGCAGGAAUGAUCACUGCGUGUUUUCUUCAUAAAGCCAUAAACAGCAGAUGAUUUGGUGAGAAACAAGAAUGUCUUCUUUUGUUUUUUCUCAUUGGACUUUUGCUUUUUUUCUUAGAUUUUCUUUGAAAUGGUUAAACAGUAGGAAACUGUUCUGUUUCUCCUCUGCUUUGUGUUCAUUGUUGAAGUGAGUCUGACAAUCCCCUGUGAAAAGACCCGACCUGAAGGAAAAGGUAAAGAGACUGCGGCGGUUUUGUCAUGUCCUAACAAAAUGUGGACACAGCUGGGUCUGUAUGACAUGCUUCAAUAUUAAAGAGCAUAAAUGCCAAAGAUUCAGUCAGUUUGUGCUAACAGAUUUUCUUCUUUUAAUUCAUAUUCAGGCUAUAUAUAAAAAAGUGGCUUUUCCCCCCCAAAAGUUCUAAAGAAGAAUUGUGCUUUUUUUUAAAAGAUAACGUAAAAUUGAAAAAGUGGGAGAAACUUCAGUCCAUUAUUACUUGUUACACUAGAUAUGAAGUCUGAUGCAAUUUUCUACCAACUUGAUAUAUUAUCAGAUCCACAAGAAGGAAGACAAAGUAAAAUAAAUCCAU
This is a messenger RNA of Cyprinodon variegatus (sheepshead minnow), 1967 nucleotides long. RefSeq names its product histone-lysine N-methyltransferase setd3-like. The record is from RefSeq and is a predicted model, not a curated record. The transcript is spliced from 5 exons. NCBI's taxonomy places the organism in Eukaryota, Metazoa, Chordata, Actinopteri, Cyprinodontiformes, Cyprinodontidae. Gene Ontology annotation, biological process: positive regulation of transcription by RNA polymerase II; peptidyl-lysine dimethylation; peptidyl-lysine trimethylation. The annotation marks the transcript as partial. Gene Ontology annotation, molecular function: transcription coactivator activity; histone H3K36 methyltransferase activity; protein-L-histidine N-tele-methyltransferase activity.